Messenger RNA from Amphibalanus amphitrite, 2321 nucleotides. It is a transcript of the gene MnM, whose product is annotated as twitchin-like. Bases 156 to 2321 code for a protein of 721 amino acids. The transcript is spliced from 15 exons. The record is from RefSeq and is a predicted model, not a curated record. NCBI's taxonomy places the organism in Eukaryota, Metazoa, Arthropoda, Thecostraca, Balanomorpha, Balanidae. Gene Ontology annotation, molecular function: protein binding.
GGGGGCGGCGCGGGCUCGGGCUCCGCGGCGGGUCAGCGGUGCCGGCCUGCAGGGCCAGUGAGGUGUGCCCGGCCACCGGCCGUCUGCAGUGAGAGCGUGUGAGCUGUGCCAGCCGCCAGCGGGGCGGACGGGGCGCGCGCCGGCAGCCGGCCGGCAUGGGCAACCAGCAGGGCAGGCCGGGCCGCAGCGGCCGGAAGCGCAGCCGCCAGGACAGCGGCGCCGACACGGGGCCGGUGCACGAGGAGAAGCGACGACCUCAGGCCGACUGGCCGGCCGACAGGGAGGUGCCCGGGCAGCCCGGCCAGCCGAGCAUCGUGCCGCGGACCGAGGACGCCGAGUCCGAGUACCUGUACGAGCAGGUGCCGGAGCACGGCAUCGUGGUCUGCUGGGACCCGCCGGCCAACGCCACCGCCAACACAGGUUACCUUCUGGAGGCCAGCUACCCGGACGGUCUCACGUGGAUUUCUGUUACCGAGGAGCCCGUCUUCGAGACUGUCCAGGCGGUGGUCGACCUGACCCCGGGUCAGACCUACAUCUUCCGCGUGACGGCGCAGAACCGGCGCGGCAGCUCGGCGCCCUCCGUGCCCUCCGACUCUGUCCAGAUAUCUCUUCGACAAAAAUCCGAUCCGGAGCCGCCGGUGGUUUUACGGACGCUCCGAGACGCCACCUGUCUUCAGCACGAUAAGGCCAGCUUUACCAUCCAGUUCACUGGCUCCCCUCUGCCCACCGUGCACUGGUACAAGAACAAGGAGAGGGUCCAGCCCGACGACCGGUGCCAGGUGGUGACACUGGGGGAGCGUUCGUCACUGCUGCUCCACCCGGUGCUUCUGGAGGACGCCGGCACCGUCACCUGCGAGCUCAUCAACCCCAUCGGCUCGGUCAGCUCGUCGGCGCGCCUCCUGGUGGAAGCGCCGCCCAGCCUGCGCGUGCCCGAGGCGGUGGAGCGCGGCCUGACCUUCGCUGUGGACGAGGUGAUUCGGGUGUGCGUCCCGUACCUGGGCCGGCCAGUGCCCACCUUCACAUGGAUGAGAGGAGACCAGGAGCUCUCCGCAGAGGUGGACAGCCGGGUGGUAACCUCGUGCUCGGACACGGAGGCCAGUCUGCGGGUCUCGGACGCCGGCCCGUCGGACAGCGGCCAGUACACGCUGCGGGCCGUCAGCGACGCUGGAGGCGACGUGGCCGUCUUCAACAUCGCCGUCAAAGGCGCCCCGGGACCGCCGGGCCAACCCCAGCUGCGCCAUCUCUCGUCCAAGUGCCUAACUAUAGACUGGACGGCGCCAGAGUACGACGGCGGCGCCAAGAUCACCAAGUAUCUCGUCGAGUACUUCAGGGUCGGCUGGGACGUCUGGCUGAAGGCAGUGACAUCGCGCAGUCGCCUGGCCCAGGUGUUUGACCUCACCGUCGGGUCAGAGGUCAAGUUCCGGGUCAGGGCCGAGAACUCGUACGGCGUCGGCCCACCUGGACCAGACAGCGUUGUCUGCACCGUCCCGGAGCCAACAGAAGGGGAGGACGACUUUCUGCUGGACCAGCUGAGUGUGAGCAGCCGGGCGGCCAGUGAACUCAGUCUCAGCAGGGAGGAGGUGCUGCCCAGUCCCAAACGGCCGCGCUCCGACCAGAUCGACUCGGCGGUGCUGCCUCCGAGAGGGCCGGCACCGGGCGCGGUGCCGGCCGACGGCCCGGUCCGGCCGGCCGUGACCUCUGACCCCGGCCAGGGUCACCGCGCCCGGCCCCGGUCACCGUCAGCUGGCCGCGGUGGGGCGGACCGGCCGCGCGGCGUCAGCCCGUUCUACAGGGAGGACAGUCAACAGAAGGCCGUGGAGCCGCCCCUUCUGACGGUGCCCUCUGAGCCGAUGGUCGGUUAUAUCGGCGAGACGACCAUAAUCACUGUGGGACUGGAGGGACCGAUCACAUCUCUGACCUGGCACCACGACGGCCAGCCGCUGGUGGAGGACGACCACUACCACAUCCGCCGUGUGGCCGAGGGCACGCAGCUCUCGGUGGCGCACACAGCGCCCGGUGACGCCGGCAGCUACACGGUGACGGCGCGCAACUCAGCCGGCCGCUCGGCCGCCCAGCUGCGCCUCGAGCUGCGGCCCGCCCGGCCCACCGCCGGAGACGACGCGCCGCCGCCCGUCGACAGCGACGACUACACGCCGUUCGUGCGCCGCGGCCGACCCGGCAGGACCGACAGACCGGCACGGCCCGAGAGGAGGCAGACGGCGCCGGCGGCGGCCGAGCGGGCCGCAGAGGACGGGGGUCAGCAGCAGUCAGUGUCUGACCGGCGCUCCAGCGGUCAGCCGGCAGUGAACGGGAUGUGGUAG